AUGUGGAGUAAAUUAACAUCUCAUAUUGGAUUAUGGUUGGCGCAUAUGGACCGUGAUCAUGAUGACACUCGAAAAGCACAACUUCGAGAGAGUUGUUCAUUAUCAGUUCUUAAUCAGCGACAUUUAUCAAUUGUAAGAAAUUCUAAAAGUUCCGAUAAUUUGCACCGUGUUGUAUUACAUGUCACUCCACCUACAACUCGAAAACCUACCAUAUUUUUUAAUCUAAGAAAAUCAAGAAAACGUGAAAAAUGUAGUAAAAAAGAUGAACAAGCAAACGAGAAUGACAGUGAUAAGGGAAAAUUUUGUGGUAAUACUUCUGGUAUUUAUAAGAAGCAUCCUGAUAAGAUACAAAUCAGGAAUGAUAAGAAAUCACCAUUACCAGCUGUUUUAUCCAAUCUAAAAAAUGAUGAUAUGGCACAAUCAUGGCAAUCGUCUAAUUUAAGUUCAUCAAAAAGUUUGUUUAAUUUAUUUCGAACAACACGAUCACGUUCGGGCAUCAAUAAUUGCAUUGUAUCAGCUUAUCCAGAUCCUUGUUGUUCAUCAUCUGCUUCCGAUCCGAGAUCUACGUUAAGUUCAAUGGAAGAAAAGCGUAGCUCAUCAAUUAUUCGUCGACGAAGGCCACGAUCAGCGCACUUGGAUCCGAAUACUUUAGUCUUUCCGCCCAGAGAAAUGCCGGUGCAAGAUAUUAGCGAACUUUAUAGGCGAAUUGAGAAAUUAGGUGAAGGUAGCUAUGCUGUUGUUUACAAAUGUGAAAGUCGAAGUGAUGGAAGUAUUGUUGCACUGAAAGAAAUUAAAAUUCAUAAUCAAGAAGGAUUACCAUUCACUGCCAUACGAGAAGCAUCAUUAUUGCGUGCUUUGCGACAUUCCAAUAUUGUCACAUUACAUGACAUUGUGCAUGAACAAAAUUCAUUGGUUUUUGUUUUUGAAUAUAUGAAAACAGAUUUGAGCAAAUAUUUGGAACAGCAUAGAACUGGCUUAGAGCAGAUGCAAGUUCGAUUAUUUUUAUUUCAAUUACUUCGCGGUCUUGCAUUUUGCCAUUCUAAGAAAAUUUUACAUCGAGAUUUAAAACCACAAAAUUUAUUAUUAAAUGGUAAUGGUGAAUUGAAAUUAGCUGACUUUGGCUUAGCUCGAGCAAAAUCAGUACCAAGUCGAACUUAUUCACAUGAAGUGGUAACAUUAUGGUAUCGACCACCAGAUGUAUUACUCGGCUCAACGGACUAUUCGACAUCACUCGAUUUAUGGGGUGUUGGAUGUAUAUUCGCUGAAAUGUGUACCGGUGAAGCUCUUUUUCAGGGUGUCACAAAUAAUGUCACCGAUCAAUUAGAUCGAAUAUUUAGUAUUAGAGGUAUUCCUGAUCCGAAAAAAUGGCCUGAAGUACUUAAAUUACCACAUUAUUCACCAAAUUUUCAUCCACCAUAUCAAGAAUUAGAUUGGAGUGAAAUAGAUAAAUCAUUGGUGAAAUUAAAAAGUGGCCAAUCAUUAUUAUCAAAUUUUUUACAAUUAAAUCCAACAGAUCGUAUAUCAGCAAAUGGUGCAAUGAUGCAUCCAUAUUUUGGUUGCUUUCCAUCAAGCAUUCAUCUUUUGCCACCGACUGCUUCAAUUUAUUCAUUACCAAAAAUACGUUCCCUUCAAUAUUCAUUUCUUACCUUUUAA
Messenger RNA from Brugia malayi, 1653 nucleotides. RefSeq lists its product as uncharacterized. Gene Ontology annotation, molecular function: cyclin-dependent protein serine/threonine kinase activity; cyclin binding; ATP binding. Bases 1 to 1653 code for a protein of 550 amino acids. The transcript is spliced from 14 exons. Gene Ontology annotation, biological process: protein phosphorylation. NCBI's taxonomy places the organism in Eukaryota, Metazoa, Nematoda, Chromadorea, Rhabditida, Onchocercidae. The record is from RefSeq and is a predicted model, not a curated record. Gene Ontology annotation, cellular component: cytosol; nucleus; cytoplasm.